Trypanosoma theileri is the source of this 363-nucleotide messenger RNA. RefSeq lists its product as uncharacterized. Bases 1 to 363 code for a protein of 120 amino acids. The transcript has a single exon. The record is from RefSeq and is a predicted model, not a curated record. NCBI's taxonomy places the organism in Eukaryota, Euglenozoa, Kinetoplastea, Trypanosomatida, Trypanosomatidae.
AUGGUCGUACCCGAAAUACCCGCAAAAGAACAUAUUAUGCUCCCGGGGGGGGUCUCCGGGGUGCCCUUCCCAGCCCCACCCCCCAGGGGUGAAUUUUCAGUUUUGCGAGUGCCGUGCGUUGCCCGCCCAUGUGCUCUACUGGGCCUCUUUGCGGUGGUAUUGGGGCACGUUUUCGCACACAAGCUAACCCUUGUAGGUGUUGGGUUGUUCCGGUGUUUUGGGUUGUGCCGGCCUGGUGGCGUCGCCGCCGCCGUCUGUCACAACUUUGGCCGGCUGGUGGCGCCGGGGUGGGGUGGCAGUUUUCUGGUCGAAGCAGGCGGCCUCUACAAUAGUUGCGCCUCUGCUAUUUUGGUGUUCUACUAG